AUGGUGGAUACCGACAAAAUCAACGUCACCAUGAUGCUUGAGGAAUAUGAUCUAUUCAAGGUCACCAAGGCACGGGCGGUGUCUGAGAAACGAACUGUAGAUUCUCACCCGCAUCGAACACCGGAGGCCUCAAUGGAUGAGCUCCCUACAUCGGAAGGAAGAUCUAAAAGGAAGCAAUCGUACGACUUCCCCAAGCGGCGACAAACGGCAGAUUUUUUUUCUCCCGUUCUUCUUCUCAAGCAGCCCUCGUUUUCUCCUCCCGCACCUCUUCUCCUCCUCCAGCAAGGGCAGAGCACUGUUUUCUCCUUUGCUUCCUCUUCUCUGCUUCUCGGCAGCACUGUUGGAGCUCCUCGGAGUUCGCCGGAGCUCGCCAAACCACCGGAAGAAGAGAGGAAACAAAACCCUAGUUGCUCUCUCCUUUUUCCCCACCAACAGCAGCAUUUUUUGCUGCAUUUUGUUUCCUCCAACAGCAGCCCUAGCUGCUGCCCUAUUCUUGGCAGUACCGUUGGAGUUCGCCGGAGCUCGCCGGAGCUAGUUGAGGUGGCCAACGACAAAGGGAAAGCAACCCUAGUUGCUGUCCUCAUUUCCAGCAGCCACACAAAACCCUUAGAAGAUCCGAGCUCGAGUGGAGCACGGUGACCUGCCGAUACUCGGAGAUUUUUGCUGUAUAUAAG
This is a messenger RNA of Zingiber officinale, 674 nucleotides long. RefSeq lists its product as uncharacterized. The record is from RefSeq and is a predicted model, not a curated record. The transcript has 3 exons. Bases 1 to 639 code for a protein of 212 amino acids. NCBI's taxonomy places the organism in Eukaryota, Viridiplantae, Streptophyta, Magnoliopsida, Zingiberales, Zingiberaceae.